Molecule: messenger RNA, 4847 nt
Organism: Xyrauchen texanus (razorback sucker)
Lineage: Eukaryota; Metazoa; Chordata; Actinopteri; Cypriniformes; Catostomidae
Product: LON peptidase N-terminal domain and RING finger protein 1-like
Exons: 12
Coding region: 328-2097 (589 amino acids)
Molecular function (GO): protein binding
Source: RefSeq, a predicted model, not a curated record
AACGGUACUCCUACAACAAAGACUGAGAUAUGAUUGACAACGGAUAGCAAUAAAUAUUAAAUCCAUCGUCUGAUAUAAAAGUCAGCUGUCCUAAAAGUAUGCCCUUGGCAUAUCUGCCACCAUUUCGCAGAAACUGCCAUCGGCCUUUAGGAGCUUAUAAAAGGAGUGUUCGUGAAAUGAGAUAGGUCAGAUCUGUCGUGUUGUGUAAAGAAAAAGACUCGUGUUAUCCAACUUUUGAAUCAUGCCACUUUUCAUGGACAAAAUCUGAGCCCUUUCACUUUUGACCAGCUGUGCAACUUUUAGUAAGCUGGCACCGGAUGAAAAACGAUGGAUCUGCUGGAGUGUCCGAUCUGUCUGUUCCUCAUGUGCGAGCCGAUGACCAUGAGCUGCGGUCACUCGUUCUGCAGGAGAUGCAUGGGCGCUUUACUGCCCUCACGAUGCCCCACGUGCAAAGAACGAUUAAAACAGAGGGAUGCAAAGAACAUCAAAAACAAUGUGUUACUCUUCAGCGUCAUUGAGAAAUGUUGCCCCGAAGAGACCAAGAUGAAGUGUCACAUUCAGGAGAAACUGAAAACGAGCGAGUUUACUGAAGCGCUGCGUAUUGCGGAUGAAGGGAUAGAGAUGGCCCCUGAUGAUGUGAGCCUAAAAGUCUGGCGGGCCGAGGCCUGCAUGGGCCUCCGUCGCUUUUCUGAUGCCCUCCGUGACCUGGAUGACCUCUGUAGUGUGCGACCCAACUGGACUGAGGGUUUCUUUCGUAAAGGGAAUGUGCUGCUUGAAAUGGGCAGACAGACUGACGCCCUCAUGCAGUUCAACCAUUGCUUGAAACAGCAGUCUGACUUUGCCCCUGCUAAAAACCAGAUUAAGAAGAUCUUGGAAGCAGAGGGCAUGGCUGUACCAGAAGAGGUUCCACAGAUCUUGCAUGUGGUGGCCGAGUACCUGCAAGUCCCCUGUCCUAUCACCAGCACUGUAAGCCCCUCAUGCACAGAUGGUCAGCGUUUCCCCCAUAACAGUGCUGAGGGUCAAACUGACUCUGACCUGAAUGCAGCUAAAGUGAAGCAUGGCUCCAGCAGCGAGUGCUGUCUGAGUCUGUGUCAAGCUGUAUCCUUCCUCCCUACUGCUGAGGAAGAUGAGGAAUUGAUGAUGGAGGAGAAACAGAGCAGAGGUGUGUGUAGUGUGGGCAGAGAGUCCUGCCUCAGCGUUCUGACAGUGGCUGAUUUUGAAUGCCCUCUCUGCAUCAGGUUGUUCUAUGAGCCAGUGACAACACCCUGUGGUCACACCUUCUGCAAAAACUGCAUUGAGAGAAGUCUCGACCAUAACCUACGCUGUCCACUCUGCAAACAACCGCUGCAGGAGUAUUUUAAGAACAGGAAGUACAACCCCACAGUGCUGCUGCAGGAGAUUAUGUCCCGCCUUUUCCCCCAGCAGUUGCCUGAGAGGAAACAGGUGCAUGAGGCAGAGAUGGCAGAGCUCUCAAAUUUGACUAAGGACAUCCCAAUCUUUGUGUGCACGGUGGCUUACCCUGGCAUCCCAUGCCCACUGCACAUCUUUGAGCCUCGCUACCGUCUAAUGAUGCGCCGAUGCAUGGAGACGGGCACCAAGAAAUUUGGCAUGUGCAGCUAUGAGCAUGGCAAAGGCUUUGCAGAUUAUGGUUGCAUGUUGGAGAUUUUGGAUCUGGAUGUGCUUCCUGAUGGCCGCUCCUAUGUGGAUACAGUGGGAGGCAGUCGUUUUCGAGUGCUUCGUAGAGGACAGAGAGAUGGCUACCACACUGCUGAUAUUGAGUACCUGGAGGAUCAUAAGGUUGAAGGCGCAGAGCUUGAAUUGCUGCAGCUUCUCCACGACAGUGUGUAUCAGCAGGCAAGGGAGUGGUACCACCGUCUGAACAGCCGAAUUCAGGAGCAGAUCAGUCGCCAGUACGGCAUCAUGCCUGACAAAGAGAAUGACAUUCAGGCUUCUGCUAAUGGGCCAGCCUGGUGCUGGUGGCUGCUGUCUGUGCUACAGUUAGAUCCAGCCUAUCAGACCACCGUACUGUCUCUUACCUCCCUGAAGGACAGACUGGGUCAUCUACGCAUUGUAUUAGAAUACUUCUCUCAGAGCUAGGACAGAGACACAUUAUAUGCCUGUAUGUUUUAUCUAUUUUGUCAUCACAUGCAUGUACCAUGGAAGAACACAUUUGAAUUAAUAGUUUUUUUUUACUCUAUGUUUUUGAUUGAACUACAAGAGGCAGUGAUCACUCAUGCCACAAAACUUGAUCACUUUUGGAUACAACUUGAUCAUUUUUUUCCUGAUCACUAUACAUACAAAAGAUCUCUUGUGUUUGGAUGUAAAACACUUUGCAAGACAACAAGUCGGUAUGAUCUGGGUUGUUUAAAACAAGAUUACAUGCUUUUGGUGUUUGCUUUGAUGAGCUUUGAAAAUUGAUUGAUGCAUUUUUAUUGGCUGAACAACUGUUGAAUUUGUCAACUUAAUUCCAACUUGAGUUGCGCACCAAAUAAUCAAAGACUCUUUGUUUGGUUCAAAGACGGUUUGGUUCACUGAACAUCAGAGUGGAUGCCAAAUAUUGCAGCUGAUGCAGUUUAUGCUAGUUUUUGUUGAAAAAUACAUUUGAGAUUUAAAUGUUGCCAGUACUGCUGGGUCCUGGCCAGAUUUUUUUUUUUUUCUAAAUGUGUAACUCACAUUUGUGGCCGGGAGGCAAACAGUUGGCCCAAGAGAUUAAUGAUUGAAGAAGAGCUCAUUGAUUAUGCAUGAGUGAGGCGCUAAUGAGUACAGCCUCGAAAUCUCACGGCUAAUUUCUGUCACAAUUCCGGCCAUGAUCACCAUAAACUUUGGUAGAAUCAGAAGUAAUAUUUUUGUCCUCAAUAAUUUAUAAGGAUUGAAAUACUGCAAUAGUAAUGCAGAGAAUACGCUUCAAAGCUUGCUAUUUCCUAGUUGUUGUUGCAAUAUUGUGAAUUGAUGAAUGAUAGCUGCUAACUUUGCUUUUUUCAUUCUCAGUAUUAUGAGUGCCAAGCUUUCUGGCAUGAGAAUGGAGGCAGGUACAUUACUCUUAAAGGUAUAGUUCAGCCAAAAAUGAAAAUUAUGUCAUCAUUUGCUCACCCUCAUCUAAUUUUUAUGCCUGGGGAUAUUUAGCAGAAUGUCUAAGGUGCUCUUUUCCAUGCAAUGAAAGUGAAAUGGGACCAGGGUCACUGUAAAUAACUUUUUUUAGUGUUCAAAGAAAAAACUAAGUCAUACAGAAAUUAAAUGAGGGGGUUAAAUGAUGACAGCAUUUUUAUUUUUGGGUGGUGUAUCCCUUUAUACAGAAUAUCAUUUCAGACUUGUGAUGGUGUCCAUAGCAGUUUUGGGAGGCAUUGUAAAGGUUUAUCUGUCUGGAAGACCUGAUUUAACAAAGUAGCUCUCCAACCUUCUCUGUCCAAGACAUAUUGGACAAUUUUUUUGCAUGCUUGUGCCUUGUGCAGGGCCUUAAUCUAGUUUCAGAUGUAUGGUUAAAGACUAAGGAUUCGUGUUUUUUUGUUUUUUGUUUGUUUUUUCCUCUAUUGUGUUUGAGUUUCACAUUCCGAGGAAUGUUAAAACUGCAAUGUUACACAGGAUUUAACAUACUUGUAUACAUGGACUUGAAACUGGGUGAAAACCUUUUUCAAAUGUUUUACUUUGGUGAUUGUGCCAUAGUUUUUUUUUUUUUUUUUUCAUGUGUGUCUAGCUCUAAUGGCUAGAUGUUCAACAAGGGUAAACAGGCACCCACCUGCACUGUUAAUUUAUUUAAAGUUCUCAGAUUUGAUCUUUUGUGCACUGUUCUAAAUAUGAUUACUGUCAUUUUGCCAUUUUGCUCUUGAAAACCAGUUACUUACAGGUGGGUGCUUUGUUUUCAACCCUGUUUUGAAUGCAGUAUGGGUGAACGUGUACUGAACAAUUACUUUUAAUUGGAAAUCUCAAUUUAUGUGCUAUACAAUAGUUAAUCCAAAACCUGAGCUUCAGAGAUCCUCUGGGAUUUAGUUAUAUCCCUCUUCACACAGUAGAAAGAUAACUUGUCAUCACAGCUGUUAAUGAUCACACCUCCAUGGUCAAACACUUGCUGAGCCACACAUUACUAAUGACUGUAAUGGAGGCUGCAGUGAUCCAGAGAAACAUGCGCACACAAAUCACAACAAUCUUUAUAAAAGGGACUCAAAUCAAAAUAGGUUUUUAAUUAAAUGUAAUUUAAUAAUAGAACCUAGAGAAACAGAGCAAUGCAUCUGAUGUGUUGUUUUGCAUCUAAAGGGGCACUCUUGAUGGAUAAUACCUUCCAUUUUCAGAAUACAGGACAUGAAACGCUAUAAAAUGUUUUCUCAACUUUUCAUAACUGCUACACUGUCAAUAGGUAUAUCUUGAAAAUGUACUUGUUUGCCUGAUUCACAUAUGACAUCGUGUUUUUCAGCCUUUUGGAUACGUGUAUGUAAAGGUGACAAAUCUUGUGGUGUUGCUUUAAGAAGUCUUGGAGAGUGACUUUUCAUAAUGAUAGUCUCAUACACCAGGAGAAGGCUGCGAUUGCAGCCCUCAUAUAAGUUGUCCAGUCUAAGAAAGGGCUAAAAAUAGUGUCUUUUGUUAGGUUUAAUCUAUAAAUUAGUCAAAGCAGUAUCAAUAACCAACAUUACAAAAUCAUUUUGUAUUGAAAUUGCUUUAAAAAUCUUCCUUUACCUUUCUUUUGUCACUAAUUCUUCUUAAUGUCACGUAUUGAUGUGUUUGAAAUUAAGGCAGCCUUAGCCAGAGUAUCUUACAAUUUUGUAUGCCCUGGUGUAAACUAGGGGUCUGUAUCAUUGAUAUUUCUUUUCAGCGAUUUGUCUCUGGCUCUUAAUGACAUUAUAAAAUAAAUGUUACAU